AAGUUUUCUCGCCCUUCGCAUUCGUUUCUUAUAUCAGUGUGAAGUUCAUACAUAAAUGAUUUCUGCUUUGAAACCGCUCUUUAUUAUGUCAUGAGCUCAUGCACUAAUUCCUGAAUUGUGAAGCCAGCAAGUGCUAAUACGUUGUUCAUCCAUCUUCUGGCCUUGUGCAACUGGGGAAUUUGUUCUGUGUUUAAUUUUUUUGGUUUUGCGUUGAGUGCUGGCAAGCGUUUCAUUACGUACAGAACGAGUAUGAGUUGUGAUGAUUUGGUGGGAUUUUUUUAAAUAGUUGAACGUCGGCUGGGUAUUGAGUUCAAAGUGGGUUGAGUCUUAGGCUGAUAGUUCAAGUUUGAGUGAACAGGGCUUGGUCGAACAAGUGCUACGUGACAAGCGGGCUUCACGCGUGCUCAAAAGCUACCUGUAAUCUGCUUAGGUGAUCCGCUGAAGGUGAUCAACUGAAAAGAUGUCGAGGACUUUAGUCGAUCCGCUCUACUAUGGCAAGCCGGAACCAGUCUGGGUGACCAAUAAUCGACACCGACUUUUGGGGACCCCCUACCAGCACACUCCAACGUCGAGUAGCGGCGCGUAUGAGUUCGGCCCAUACACGCGCGGAACAGUCUUGCCGGAUGUGAUAAUCAGGGCGCCCUUGUACGACUUAGUGGACGUUUCCAGAAUUAAGGAUGUCCUUGGCGUGGAAGUCGUGAACCUUGUGCGGAGAGUGAUGAGCACUGCCCACAUCAUAAAUAUCGCGGAAGCGCCCCCAACAGCAGUCCUGCAGCCAGCUUACACAACACCCGUGGAUCGAACCAGAACCACAGCUUACGAUGAUAUGUAUGCUUACGAAGGCCGCUCCGGCUACGUUCCUCCUUACGUAGCCCCAUACGGCGGCCGGUCAUACGACAACGAGUUCAGGCCUGGACGGUACUACAACUACUGAAGCUUGCGGUCGUAGCCACUUCUGUCUCCUGCAAAACGUACUAGGUUUAGAGACCGAGCAGGUUUAGAAGAUUAAUCCCCGGCAGUACUUGUGGAAGAUUCUUCUAAAAAUCCCAUUUUGCAUGAUCUUUUAUGAAAUCAGACUUAGUUGUCAGGAUUUUAUUGCAAAAGAAACAGCAUGAAGUUGGCAACAAGGAGCUCCUGUAAGCUAGUUGCAGGGAGGGUAGGUUUAAGCUACUAGGUAAAGAGUUUGCGGUGCGAUGUAUGGAUAGCCGGCCAUGUACAGAGAAUCCAGAUAUUAAUUUUAACCUAUCUUUAAGGGAAAUACUGGAACUAGUAGUUGUGCUGUUAACCUUUGCCAAUUUGACGGCAUACUGAUGAACUUAUUGGUUUUUA
Messenger RNA from Physcomitrium patens, 1329 nucleotides. RefSeq lists its product as uncharacterized. The record is from RefSeq and is a predicted model, not a curated record. Lineage: Eukaryota; Viridiplantae; Streptophyta; Bryopsida; Funariales; Funariaceae.